Molecule: messenger RNA, 1120 nt
Organism: Ectocarpus siliculosus
Lineage: Eukaryota; Phaeophyceae; Ectocarpales; Ectocarpaceae
Source: the annotation of a GenBank genome assembly
AUGGACGCAGCGGCAGCAAAGAGCUUCAAGCUGGAUGCCAGCGCUGGCGGGUGUUCCGGCAUGUUCUGGAGAACGAAGCCGGAGAUGGGCUCUACUACGUCGAGCUCCGACUGGCCGCGCAACGGCACCAUGCUCAAGGGCUGGUACGUCACGGAGCACCCCGGGUGGGUGAAGAUCGACCACCCGGAAGGCUACUGGAUGCCCGUGGAGCAGCACGGGAAGGCCGUGAUGCACGAGGUGGACUCGUAAGCCGCCAAACUGCUACGCCAUUUGGCCCGACGGAAAUAUGAUAUAAUAGUGGUGGUUGCUGUAGAAGGCCGCCUGAAUAUGGCGGGUCGACCAAGUGCAGGGCUGGUGAAAUUGCGUGACACCGAUUGAAUAUUCAAGUUGUCUCAUGCUCGGAAAUAGCGCCGGGUGCCCAGUGUAAGGCUGGCCGAAUUCCUUGGUACUACUAUGCCGCCUCAUACAGGACCACUACUGUGCAGCGUCAACUGCAUGCGUGUGAGCGUUCUACAUGCGGAAGUAGUCUCUUCUACAUACCUAGUUUUCGUCAAUGUCGGAUUGUUCGACGCGGUGAGAAGCUCUCGGUUUCGUACCAAUGUUCCCGUAGUGAUCAUAUGACCUCCAGCCGAGGGGGUAAAGGCUCGCCAUUGGCACAGUGUGCACGCACGGAGCGUCCAAAGAGUUCCAUGGUAGAUGAGGCUUGUCGUCGGUCACUGAAAGAAGGCCGCCACACGCACGAGAUCGAUUUUGUUGGCAGCGCGUUGUACUAUCGUAUGCAUAGUAGUAGAAUUAGUCAUAGUAGUAGCUGUUAUUGCUGUUGUGGUUGCUGUUUCGUUGAUGAUGAUGAUGCCAUCGUCGUUGUUGUUGCGGUCGUCGCCGGUGUUGUUAUGUUGUGUCGGUGUCUUCACCAUUGAAAGCAGGCAAAAUGUGGCACGCUUGAAGGUAGAAGCGUUAACUUCGAUCAUCAUAACCCGACCCAUCUGGAGCGCAUGUGUCAUGGCCGCCGCAGUCGUCGUCGUUGUUGGAUGUCGAUGUUUGUUGUUGCCGUUUGCGGUCCCGAACGCUUGCGAUCACAAGAGUUAUGUAUGUGUGCCCCAAAUUUUGACCCGUUUCGCCA